AUCGCUUUUAUCGGCUUGUUUUUAACUUUUAUUGAAUAAAUAAAUUAUACUGAAGAGGAUAGUCUAUACGGCUUAAGUGUUAAUAAAGUGUUGUAAUGUCAGAUGAAGGUAAAUGUGAGGUGUGUAAUAGGGAAGCUACUCAAAAGUGCGGUGGAUGUCAUGUGGUUCAUUAUUGUUCGAAAGAACAUCAAAAAGCUGACUGGAAGAAACACAGGAAAGUGUGCAAACCGUUUAAGAUACUGAAUGAUGAAAAAUUGGGUCGAUACCUCGUUGCAACAAGAGAUAUUAAACUAGGCGAGGUGAUUCUACAAGAACCUCCUUUAAUUUGGGGGCCAACUCAAGUGACUGUACCCGUAUGUUUGGGUUGUGGUACUGCCAUAAAAGAAGACAAUUAUAAACCGUGCACGAAAUGUGGCUGGCCAGUAUGCAGCGAAAUUUGCGAAAAAUCGCCAAGUCAUAUUCCAGAAUGCCAGUAUACUGUCUCAAAAGGCUCUAAAGUUUGCAUUUCAACAUUUGGUACAAUUCACCCUACCUACCAGUGUAUCACGGUAUUACGUUGUCUGUAUCAGAAACAAUUCUUAUCAGAUAUUUGGAAAAAGCUGGAUAGACUUCAGUCACACUGUGAAGAAAGAAAAAUAUCAGGAAAAUAUGAAAAAGACAGGAUAAUGGUCGCUCAGUUUAUUUUAGGGUUUUUUAAAUUACGAAAUAUAUUUACGGAAGAAGAAGUGCUAAGAGUUUGUGGUAUUGUUACGAUAAAUGGUCAUGAAGUUCCACUGACGACCCCUUCGCACGUAGCGAUAUACGAAUCUACUUCAAUGUUCGAACAUAGAUGCAGUGCUAAUUGCAACAAAACUUUUACUGAUCAAGGAUCUAUCUUAAUCAAAUGUGGUACUCACAUUAAAAAAGGAGAACAUCUUAGUAUAUGUUACACGGAUCCAUUAUGGGGUACCGCCAACAGAAGACAUCAUCUCUAUGAAUCGAAGUUCUUUUGGUGUUCUUGUGAGAGAUGUACGGAUCCCACAGAAUUUAGUACAUAUUUUAGUGCAAUGAGAUGUCAAAAUGGCAAUUGCACUGGAUAUCUUCUUCCUCCCACUUUUAUAAUAAACAACGUAAACGAAAAACUACCAGACUGGAAAUGCAACAAAUGCUCAUCCGUAUCAUCCGCUCAUCACAUGCAAGAUUUGCUGGACAGAAUCGGGCAAGACCUCCAAGAUUUGCCAAAAGGUGAAUCGCGAGCUGCCAAGGAUUUUAUCAAAACCUACGAGAAAUAUCUUCACAAUAAUCAUUAUUAUUUGACGGAUGUUAGAUUCGCCUUAACACAAUUAAUGGGCCACGAAGAUCAGCGAGGACUACCUGGUUUAGAUGAAGACGAUGUGGAAUUGAAAGCCAGACUCUGUCAAGGGUUGUCGAAGUUAAUACAAAUUUUAGCUCCUGGAGAAACUAGAAUGAGAGGCUUAGUUCUUUAUGAAUUGCACGCCACUAUAGCAGAGUUAGGAAGAAGAGGCGGUGAUCCCCAUCAGCUUACUUUUGCAUUACACGAAGCAAAGAAAGUACUUCAAGAAGCUGCGGAACUGCUAAAGAAUGAACCGGCGUGCUUACAAGAAGGAAAAGUUUAUAAACAGGCGCUUAAAAAUAUAAAGGAAAUAGAUGUUGUCCUAAUGACAUUACAUACAAACAUAGGCAGUUCCCCCAGUUAACUUAUUAUUAUUUUUGUUGUUUUUUUAUAUUUAUUAGUGUUGAAUUAUCGUUUUGUUAAUAAAUUUGCUAAUAAAUUUUUUAAAACGU
Sitophilus oryzae (rice weevil) is the source of this 1785-nucleotide messenger RNA. RefSeq names its product SET domain-containing protein SmydA-8-like. NCBI's taxonomy places the organism in Eukaryota, Metazoa, Arthropoda, Insecta, Coleoptera, Curculionidae. Bases 96 to 1697 code for a protein of 533 amino acids. The record is from RefSeq and is a predicted model, not a curated record. The transcript is spliced from 8 exons. Gene Ontology annotation, molecular function: protein binding.